This is a messenger RNA of Colias croceus (clouded yellow), 2558 nucleotides long. RefSeq names its product heat shock protein 83 (gene Hsp83). Gene Ontology annotation, biological process: cellular response to heat; protein stabilization; protein folding. The record is from RefSeq and is a predicted model, not a curated record. The transcript has a single exon. NCBI's taxonomy places the organism in Eukaryota, Metazoa, Arthropoda, Insecta, Lepidoptera, Pieridae. Gene Ontology annotation, molecular function: ATP-dependent protein folding chaperone; disordered domain specific binding; ATP binding. Gene Ontology annotation, cellular component: plasma membrane; perinuclear region of cytoplasm; cytosol. Bases 138 to 2294 code for a protein of 718 amino acids.
GAGCCGGCGUCAUUUGUGAAAUACAAGCGAAGUGAUUAUAUUAGUGCUAUUCGCUGCGAAAUUAUACCACGUGUAUUCAAUUCAACUGCACGCCGCAUUGAUAGUUUUUAUAGAAGUUAAUUUAAAUCUAGUCCAAAAUGCCUGAAGAAAUGGAGACAGCGCCCGCGGAGGUCGAGACCUUCGCCUUCCAGGCGGAGAUCGCCCAGCUUAUGUCACUGAUCAUCAACACAUUCUACUCCAACAAAGAAAUCUUCCUUCGUGAGUUAAUUUCUAACUCAUCUGACGCUUUGGAUAAGAUCAGGUAUGAAUCUCUCACUGAUCCCUCAAAAUUGGACAGUGGCAAGGAGUUGUACAUCAAGAUCGUGCCCAACAAGAGCGAGGGCACCCUCACCAUCAUUGAUACCGGUAUUGGUAUGACAAAGGCUGAUUUAGUCAACAACUUGGGUACGAUCGCCAAGUCUGGCACAAAGGCAUUCAUGGAAGCCUUACAAGCCGGCGCUGACAUCAGCAUGAUCGGUCAGUUUGGUGUAGGUUUCUACUCGUGCUACCUAGUCGCCGACCGUGUCACUGUACACUCGAAGCACAAUGAUGACGAGCAGUACAUGUGGGAGUCGUCUGCGGGCGGUUCCUUCACCGUGCGCCCAGACCCCGGCGAGCCCCUCGGCCGUGGUACAAAGAUCGUGCUCCACGUUAAGGAGGACCUCGCCGAGUACAUGGAAGAGCAAAAGAUCAAGGAAAUCGUAAAGAAGCACUCUCAAUUCAUCGGUUACCCGAUCAAGCUUGUCGUUGAGAAGGAACGUGAAAAGGAGCUUUCGGACGACGAGGCUGAAGAGGAAAAGAAAGAGGAAGACAAGGAAGAUGACAAACCUAAAAUCGAGGAUGUCGGUGAGGAUGAGGACGAAGACAGCAAGGACAAGAAGAAGAAAAAGAAGACUAUCAAGGAAAAGUACUCUGAAGAUGAGGAAUUGAACAAAACCAAACCCAUCUGGACGCGUAACGCUGAUGACAUUACACAGGAAGAGUAUGGUGACUUCUACAAAUCCUUAACAAACGAUUGGGAAGACCACCUGGCCGUCAAACACUUCUCUGUUGAAGGUCAACUUGAAUUCCGCGCCCUCCUCUUUGUCCCACGUCGUGCUCCAUUUGAUCUCUUUGAGAACAAGAAGCGCAAGAACAACAUCAAAUUGUAUGUGCGAAGGGUGUUCAUCAUGGACAACUGCGAAGACUUGAUCCCUGAAUACCUAAACUUCAUCAGGGGUGUGGUCGACAGCGAAGACUUGCCAUUGAACAUUUCUCGUGAAAUGUUACAACAAAACAAAAUCCUUAAAGUAAUUAGGAAGAACUUAGUUAAGAAAUGCUUAGAACUCUUCGAGGAGUUGGCCGAAGACAAGGAGAACUACAAGAAAUUCUAUGAACAAUUCAGCAAAAACUUGAAACUUGGUAUCCACGAAGACACCCAGAACCGCAACAAGCUUGCUGAUUUGCUUCGUUACCACACAUCUGCCUCUGGCGACGAGGCUUGCUCUCUUAAGGAAUAUGUAUCUCGCAUGAAGGAGAACCAGAAGCACAUCUACUACAUCACUGGUGAAAACAGAGAUCAAGUAGCCAACUCAUCCUUUGUCGAGAGGGUUAAGAAACGUGGCUUCGAAGUAGUCUACAUGACAGAGCCCAUUGAUGAGUAUGUAGUACAACAGAUGAAAGAGUAUGAUGGCAAGAGCUUGGUUUCAGUCACAAAGGAGGGUCUAGAGCUUCCCGAGGAUGAAGAUGAAAAGAAGAAGCGUGAGGAGGACAAAGUCAAGUUUGAGAACCUCUGCAAGGUUAUGAAGAACAUCCUUGACAACAAAGUUGAGAAAGUCGUUGUAUCCAACAGGCUUGUUGAAUCUCCUUGCUGCAUUGUCACAGCGCAGUACGGCUGGUCAGCGAACAUGGAGCGUAUCAUGAAGGCACAGGCUCUCCGUGACACAUCCACUAUGGGAUACAUGGCUGCCAAGAAGCAUCUUGAAAUCAACCCUGACCACUCGAUUGUUGAGACGCUCAGGCAGAAGGCUGAAGCUGACAAGAAUGACAAAGCUGUUAAGGACUUGGUCAUCCUUCUGUACGAGACAGCUCUUCUUUCAUCUGGUUUCACCCUUGAUGAACCCCAGGUGCAUGCUUCUCGCAUCUACCGCAUGAUCAAGCUUGGUCUUGGCAUUGAUGAGGACGAACCAAUACAAGUUGAGGAAGCCACCGUUGGAGAUGUGCCACCACUAGAGGGUGAUGCUGAUGAUGCAUCCCGCAUGGAAGAAGUAGAUUAAACUAUUUCCCGCCUAUUAUUAACCAUUUAAUGGUACAUUUGUGUUUUGUUUGUGCACUGGUGUACAGCCAAAGACUGAUUUAGUUCAAAUUCCAUUAUUUUAAAAUAAAUAAGUAUUAUAAUAAUACUUCUUUUGUUUUCAUUAAACCUGUAAUAUUUUUAACAAUUGUAAUGGAUGUCUAUGUAAUAUGUUUAAAUAGCUGUAACGUUCCAAUUGUUAGAUAUAAGAUUCCAACAUGAUUAAAAUAUUAUUAAAUAUUCAAAA